This is a messenger RNA of Halteromyces radiatus, 586 nucleotides long. RefSeq names its product telomere-capping, CST complex subunit-domain-containing protein. Lineage: Eukaryota; Fungi; Mucoromycota; Mucoromycetes; Mucorales; Cunninghamellaceae. Gene Ontology annotation, biological process: negative regulation of telomere maintenance via telomerase. Gene Ontology annotation, cellular component: CST complex. Bases 85 to 447 code for a protein of 120 amino acids. The record is from RefSeq and is a predicted model, not a curated record. The transcript has 3 exons. Gene Ontology annotation, molecular function: telomerase inhibitor activity; single-stranded DNA binding; telomeric repeat DNA binding.
AAAAAAAAAAAAAAAGAUAAGAAAAAAAAAGAGCAGCGGAAAUUCAAUCUUGUCCUUUUCUUCCCUUUUGUUCUACCUUUUCUCAUGACAACAGUUUCUCCAGGAAAAUUAGUGUUACUACAAGAUUUAAUACAGGAUCCACAACGAUAUGACAAUACUUCUAUUCGUAUUACUGGAAGACUAGUCAACUUUCAACCAGCAAAUAAUAUUGCGAUCAUUGAAUAUAAACAGAGUAGUCUUCAAUUAGAUACUGAAUUGAUUGAUAUUGGAAUGAAUACAGGAACCAUGGUACAAUGUAUUGGGGAAGUGAAAUACGAUCAGCAAUUGGGACAACUUGUGCUUAAGCCAAGAAUUAUCCGUGACGUAGACUCAUUAGAUAUGAAUUUAUUCGAAAAGACAGUAUUACUUCGCCAACAACAUGAACAAACUACAUACCCAUCGUCAUAGUUACUCUUUUUUUUUUUUGUUUGAUUUAUUAGUUAUACUGUAUACACUUUAUUUUCUUUUUAAUAAAACGAUUAAAAAUGUAUACAUUCGGAACCCAUGUUGAUUUUUUUUUCUUUUUUUAACAUUGAAAGGGAUAGAU